Nerophis lumbriciformis (worm pipefish) is the source of this 1124-nucleotide messenger RNA. RefSeq lists its product as uncharacterized. Gene Ontology annotation, biological process: regulation of transcription by RNA polymerase II. The record is from RefSeq and is a predicted model, not a curated record. Gene Ontology annotation, molecular function: RNA polymerase II cis-regulatory region sequence-specific DNA binding; DNA-binding transcription factor activity, RNA polymerase II-specific. NCBI's taxonomy places the organism in Eukaryota, Metazoa, Chordata, Actinopteri, Syngnathiformes, Syngnathidae.
UCGGAGUCGGAAAACAGGCUCGACGUUGACCACGCUUGACGACACACGCCAAACAAAAGGGCGAUACAAGCGAAUUUCAUCAAACAUCAAAAAUGUUGAAAGAGUUGGUGAAGGAGCGACUCAUGGCGGCGGCUGAUGAAAUAUUCGCGCUGUUUGAAAGAACCAUCGCGUCGUACGAGGAGGAACUUUCUAGAACACGAGAGAAGGAGCGACAUCGACAACUGCGAACUGAAAGUGUGCUCCAUAUAGAAGAAGUCCAGCAGGUGAUUGGUCAUCCAAAAGAACAGCUGUUGGGAAGGACGUCCACUUGGAAACAGGAGGAUCCACAGCCCCCCCACUUUAAAAGGGAAGAUGAGGAAGUGUGGAUCACACAGGAGGGAGAGGGCUGUCUAUGGCCGCAAGAGGCUGAGAUCCCCAAGUUGCCACUGACUGGGGUCUCUGUGAAGACCGAAGACCAUGAAGACGAACCAGUCGAGUCCUCACUGCGUCAUCACAGUCCAAGUGAGGAGAACAGAGGGGCGGAGCCUCCAAACAGCAGCUUACUACAACUCCAGACAACAGAAAUGGAUGUGGACUUCUGUGAGGUCCCACUGUCAGAUAGUGAGGAUCAACCUUUGAGCAGCGAGACACAAUGUGAAGACCAUAUGAGGACUCACACUGGCAACAAACAUUCUAAAUGCCCUAAAAAGAAGGUCGGUACCAAAGGUUUUGCUUGCUCUUUUUGUGUCAAAAGCUUUUUCCAUAAGACAGAUUUUGCUCGACACAUAAGAACACACACCGGAGAAAAACCUUUCACUUGUUCAGUUUGUGGCCAAAGGUUCGCUCGGAACGGCACUUUGACGACACACAUGAGAACCCACACGGGCGAGAAACCCUUCACUUGUUCGCUUUGCGCCAAGACAUUUUCCCAAAAGCCACACUUGAUAAAGCACAUGAGAACGCACACGGGAGAAAAACCCUUCACUUGUGCAGUUUGCGGUAAAAGGUUCUCUCAGAAGUCGGCAAUGGUGAUACACGUGAGGACGCACGCGCGGAAAAAAGCUUUUCGAGGACAGUUGGGCUCAGCCGCGCGAAAGAAUAGGAUGAGAUGAGGACAUUUGCAUACUCUUUCAAGCGACUGUGUA